This is a messenger RNA of Diabrotica balteata, 1317 nucleotides long. The record is from the annotation of a GenBank genome assembly. NCBI's taxonomy places the organism in Eukaryota, Metazoa, Arthropoda, Insecta, Coleoptera, Chrysomelidae.
AUGACAGAAACCAUAAAAUCAAACAAUAAUCACCUUAUGGGACUACCCAACACAGUGGAUUAUGACAAUAAGGUGGAUGAUUUGGGAUGGAAAGCAAAACUUAAAAUUCCCCCAAAGGAUCGGAGAAUUCAAACAGAUGUAACCGAUACGCGUGGUAAUGAAUUUGAAGAAUUUUGUUUAAAAAGAGAACUACUUAUGGGAAUUUUCGAAAAAGGCUGGGAGAAACCAUCCCCUAUACAGGAAGCCUCUAUCCCUAUAGCACUGUCUGGAAAAGAUGUACUUGCUAGAGCAAAAAAUGGAACAGGUAAGACUGGUGCUUACAGUAUUCCUGUGUUAGAGCAAAUCGACCCUAAAAAAGACUGUAUUCAAGCACUAAUUAUAGUACCAACGAGAGAAUUAGCAUUACAAACUUCACAAAUAUGCAUAGAACUAGCCAAAUACCUAGAGGUACGUGUUAUGGUGACAACAGGUGGAACAAACUUAAGAGAUGACAUUAUGCGUAUAUACCAAAAAGUGCAAGUUAUCAUAGCAACUCCAGGGCGUAUACUUGACCUUAUGGAAAAAGGAGUAGCAGUUAUGGACCAAUGUAAAAUUCUUGUAUUAGAUGAAGCUGACAAAUUACUGUCUCAAGAUUUUAAGGGAAUGCUUGACACUGUGAUUAAAAAUUUACCACAAGAGAGGCAAAUUUUACUAUUUUCUGCAACUUUCCCUUUGACAGUUGAACAAUUUAUGAGAAAGCAUUUACGAGAUCCAUAUGAGAUAAACCUCAUGGAAGAACUUACACUGAAAGGUGUAACGCAGUAUUAUGCAUUUGUCCAGGAAAGACAGAAAGUGCACUGUUUAAAUACUCUAUUUUCCAAGUUACAAAUUAAUCAAAGUAUUAUUUUUUGCAAUUCUACACAACGAGUAGAAUUGCUGGCAAAGAAAAUAACGGAACUGGGUUACUCAUGUUAUUAUAUCCAUGCAAAAAUGGCACAAGCACAUAGAAACAGGGUGUUUCAUGAUUUUAGGUCUGGUUUAUGCCGGAAUCUCGUUUGUUCUGAUCUGUUUACAAGAGGUAUUGAUGUACAAGCCGUUAAUGUCGUAAUAAAUUUUGAUUUCCCGAAAAUGGCCGAAACGUAUCUACAUCGUAUAGGUAGAUCUGGUAGAUUUGGCCACCUGGGUAUUGCAAUAAAUUUGAUCACCUACGACGAUAGGUUCUCCCUUCACCGUAUUGAACAAGAACUCGGUACUGAAAUCAAACCCAUUCCUAAAGUUAUCGAUCCUAAACUUUAUGUACCAAAAGUGGAUGAUGAAGAAAUCGAAACAGGAAAAUAA